This is a messenger RNA of Sparassis crispa, 846 nucleotides long. RefSeq lists its product as hypothetical. Lineage: Eukaryota; Fungi; Basidiomycota; Agaricomycetes; Polyporales; Sparassidaceae. The record is from RefSeq and is a predicted model, not a curated record. The coding region runs from base 1 to 846 and encodes 281 amino acids. Gene Ontology annotation, biological process: dephosphorylation. The transcript has 7 exons. Gene Ontology annotation, molecular function: phosphoprotein phosphatase activity.
AUGGAUCUGGAACCUCUUGACCCGGAUUAUGUUAAUGAACGACUUUCUCAGCCGCCAUUUGUGACCAUCUCUGGUGUCUGUAACAUCCGAGACUUGGGAUCAUACGCAACGGUCCAUCCAGGAUUGAUGACAAAGCCCAGGUUUCUAUUUCGCUCAGCAGAAAUAUCUUCCAUCACAGAAGAGGGGAUGCAGCAGCUUAAACAGCUAGGAAUCACGAAAGUGUUCGAUCUUCGGUCGGACACAGAGAUCGAGAAGUACCAUACACCCUGUCCGAACAUUGAAGGCAUAGAAGUCCUGCGGGUCCCUGUGUUCAAGAAAGAGGACUACAGUCCUGAGAUGAUGGCGAAACGAUUUGAACUGUACUCCAGUGGACGGACCGCAGCCUUCAUGGAACUUUAUUCUCAAAUAUUGGAACAUGGGGGAUUCGCAUUCGGCGAAAUUCUCCGACAUGUCAGAGACAGGCCAAAUGAAGGCUGUAUCGUACACUGCACAGCUGGCAAAGAUCGAACAGGUGUUAUAGCGGCAAUUCUGCUAAAGCUAGCAGGCGUGGUCGAUCAGACCAUUGCCGAGGAUUACGCACUGACAAGAGUUGGUCGAGAGCCCGACCGACCGAUGGUCAUGGCUCGUUUAGCCAAAAUUCCGUUCUUUGCUUCGGACCGCUCAAAGGCCUUAAAUAUGCUGUCUUCUCGAGCAGAGACCAUGUUGGCAUUCCUUGCGUUAUUACAUGAGAAAUACGGCGGUGUCGAGAAUUACUUGAAGCAAUACGUCCGGCUCUCGAAUGAGGAUAUCGAGAUCAUUCGCAGAAACAUGCUAGUUUCUGAGACUGAAGACCAUGCGUUUAGUUAG